UUCUUCUCCAUCCUCCCAAAUUUCGUCCCAAAAAAUUUAGAAACCCUAUAAAUCUUCAAUCUGGCAUUCCGUGUUAGUCCCUCCGAUGACGUUGAACUGGCCGCCGUUGACUUUCCAACUCAAUCACUAUGCAGUCUCCGAGAUGAAGCGGUCAAGACUGGAGCGAGGAGGCCGGCCGUCACUCCUUCGAAGUUGCUGGACCAGCUCGCCGUCGGUGUCCAGUUCUCUCAGUUUCGCCGGCAUACAAAACAGGCUUUGGAGGCAGCGGCAGGCUUUCCAAGUCGCCUUCAAGCAUCUCCACCACUUUGUUCAUCGGAGGACGGUUGGCGGGAUUGGUCUGGAUGCACCACAGUCCUACAAUCACCAUCUUCUUGGCAAUGUCGUCUUCCUCUUCCGUGACUUCUCCAACUGCAAUCGGAGUUCCGGGCGUUGACACCUCGUUGUGAACCCAUGAGGGGAAGUAAACGCUCGAAUGAUCCGUCGCUGCAUUCUGAUUCCUCCUUUUACCUGUCAUUUCCAGGAUCAGCAUCCCAAAGCUGUAUACAUCGGCUUUGUAAGACACUGUUCCAAUGUUCUUAUAGAACAUCUCGGGUGCCAUGUACCCAAUGGUCCCUCUUGCUGCUGUCAUAGUGGCGAUGCUGUGAUCGCCACCAGGCUGAUUCAACUGAGCCAAUCCAAAAUUGGAUAUCUUAGGGUUGAAGCUUUGGUCGAGGAGGAUGUUGUGGGGCUUGAUGUCGAAAUGCAGUAUCUGCAUUGUGCAGCCGCGGUGCAGGUACUCGAUCCCAUGGGCCACUCCGAGGGAGAUAUGGUACAAUUGUUCCAAGCUCAAAGAACUUUGCUUGUGGUGAAAGAUGUGCUUGUCGAGUGAACCAUUUGGCAUGAACUCAUAGACAAGAGCUCGCUUUGGUCCUUCGGAACAGUAGCCAAUCAGCCUCACCACAUUGGCAUGGUGGAUCCUACCAAUGGUAGCAACCUCACUCAUGAAGUCUUGACCACCACUUCCUCCUCCAGCUGUGGACAACUUCUUGGUCCCAAGUAUCUUCACAGCUGCAAAGCUGCCACCACGUAGCUUUGCUUUGUAGACGGAGCCAAACCCACCUUCACCUAGCUUGUCCUUGAAUCCUUCGGUGACUUUCUUGAUGUCUGAGUAAGAGUACCUGAUUGGCAUGAGGGUUUGGUUCUGGAGGAACUCCUCAAUGUUAUAAUAUGCUGAUUGAUGCCUCCUUCGCCAUUUGUAUAUCAGAAAUAUAAUCACAAGAGGGAUUCCAGUGACACGGGUGAAUGCUACAACUAGUGCCACUGUAGAGUAUGCAUAUAAAUAGUCAGUCUUGGAGCUGAUGAAUGUAGAUGGGAAGGGAAAGAAUUGACACGAAGCUGUCAAAUAAUAAGGAAGUUGAGAGAAGCAUUACCAAGGGCAAUCAGCCAAGGCCCAUAGAAUGCUGCAAAAAAUAAAAAGAGAGGCGAAGGAGGAGCAUCACAAAGUGCUUACACUAGAAAGUAAUACUCGAGAGUAAGCAAGGGCCUUAAAUAGAAAUACUCUGACACAGGAUGGAGGCAGGGAUGUCUCACAUGUGUAUAUGAAAAUAUAGUCUUGUAGUCCUACAUGAAGAAAGAAAGGCACUCGAAACAUUAGUCUGAGAUGAAAGGAGCAUAAUAAUUGUGUAGGGGAAAGAAAAAGAAGAGCAAAGACAACUGAUGAUUGUUGGAUAUGUGAUGAUAUUUACCAUUAUUACAGUGAAAUAUGCCAAACUUGAGAGGGUAGCAAUGGGAUGGGCGACGGCAGUGGGGGCAGGAAUACUCCUGCCAUGAAAGCUCAAAACCAUAUUCAAGCUGCUGGUGAACCUCUUGAAAUGUAACCUGGUAAUUCUUCUUCUUGGUCUUUGGUAGCAUAGCCACCAUCACCACUGUGCAUGUCUCUGCCAAAUCUGAUGCAACCACAGCAUUCCCAACAAGCGCAUAACUUGAAGAGUUCUUCGAUCCGAUGUUGAUGCAAGAAGCUGUUUGCAGAUACAGUGGAGAAUAUACAGCAUUAUCGCAGCUCACCAGAACCAAAGCUUCAUUCAAGGAUUCUUCUCCAAUCAUGAAUAAUAGCAUCUUUCUCAAAUGGGUGGCGGAGUAUGGGUGAGAAGUUAAGCUGCUCUCAGACAGGGGGUGAGUGGGCAAGGAGGAGCAGUUGUUUCCAAUCACACCAUCAUCCACCAACCGGAUCGUCAAGUUGUUAUAAUCAAUUGCCUGUACAUAGUAUCUUGCCGAUCCCAGGAGGAAGCUACACAGUCCACCUGGCCAUCAGUAGCUCGACAAGCUUGGAGCAGCAGCAAAAUGAAUAAUGGUGAGAUGAUUAGUCGAGCUGCAGCAAUGUGAAGGAGGAGGGGAAGCCUUACUGUGAACAUGACUACCUGCAUAAAGCCAUAAACCAAUCCAAGAGUUACUUUUGGAGGUCGGAUCAGCCAAAUUUCCCACCAAGGAGCUUUAGCUCUUUUUAAUUGUUAACAAAGGAUGGUGGUGUUUCCCACUUCCUAUGUUAGUGAGAGAAGAAACCCAAGGAAAGAAAGAAAAAAGAAUUGCCCCGUAAUGUCACAUUUCUCAAACUAGAGUUUCCUUUGGGUUGAUUUCAUCAAUGGAUUUUUGGAAUUAAGUAUUGUCAUUAUUGGACUUGAUGUUGUCCAUGAAACAUUGGUUGAAGUACCUGUUGUUGAUAAAGGCGAGUCGAGGAAUUUCGGAGGCAACGUUGGUGGAGCUAGGUAAGAGAUGAUCACAGAGGCAAAUCAUGGAGCUGCAACAGCAAAAUUCUACAGCACCUGCAGAACCACAACAAGCUGUGGCAAUGAUACAGCCAUUGACAUCAGGUUCCCGUUCACCAUCAAGGACAAGCGUUCAUCUGGGUACGAGGGAUAUCCUGGGUUCGAGCUUUUUUGCAGCACUGAAACCAACCAAACACUGCUUCAUCUGCCAAACUCGGUCAACUUCAUCGUCCAAAGGAUUGACUAUGAAUCUCAACGAAUUUAUCUGAGAAGCCCAGAUGGGUGUCUUCCCAGACAACUCCGAGACCUUGAACUGUCUGCCUCACCGUUCAAAAUGGGUGAGGUAAUCUCUAUUCACACGUUCUUCAAUUGUUCCAAGCUCCCACAUGAUAUGCCUAGCUCUUUAUCGCCAGAGCCUUGCCUUGGCCAUGGGGUCUAUUCCUACUAUUCAAAACUCAGCCUAGAUGACGUUGAAUUGGUGUCUUGUAAAAAGAUGUACAACCUUCCAGUAACAGGCCUAGAUGAUCCUUAUUUGAGCUGGUCUGAACCAGGAUGCCGCAAAUGUUACAAGGUAAAAAGGGAAUGCUGUGUGUUGAAGCAGGGCAAACUGAAACCAGAAGUUGAGUGCUCUGGAGAUGCUAAUCGCAGUAAAGUUCUGGCCUUGAAGAAGGGACGGAUAGCUGGGGUUACUCUGGGUUCAGUCUCCAUUGCGGUAUUGGUCAUUGCACUUCACCGUGCAUACAAUUAUAGUCGGAGGGAAAAGGAAUACCGGUCAAAGGUUGAGGAGUUCUUGGACGAUUACAAGGCUGUCAAGCCUACACGCUUCUCUUACGCCGACAUUAAGCGAAUCACCAACCAGUUCACUGUUGAACUAGGUCGAGGUACUUAUGGAACAGUGUUCAAAGGGAAGCUAUCCAAUGAAAUCGAAGUAGCUGUCAAGGUACUUGGCAUCAACAGUAGCAUCUCCAAAGGAAAUGGAGAGGACUUUGUGAAUGAAGUGGGAGCAAUGGCCGGAAUCCACCAUGUCAAUGUGGUUAGGUUGGUCGGAUUCUGUGCCGAUGGGUUCAGGAGAGCUUUAGUGUAUGAGUACUUACCAAAUGAUUCACUACAGAAGUACAUCUCUUACAAGGGGAAUCAACAUUCCAGCUUUGGGUUGAAGAAGCUCCAAGAAAUUGCUAUCGGAGUAGCCAAAGGGAUCGAGUAUCUUCACCACGGAUGUCACCAGAGGAUCCUGCAUUUCGACAUCAAGCCUUGCAACAUCCUCCUCGACCAGGACUUCACCCCGAAGAUAUCAGAUUUCGGCCUGGCCAAGCUGUGUGCUAAGGAUCAGAGCGCCAUAUCCAUGACAACAGCCAGAGGGACCAUCGGCUACAUUGCCCCGGAAGUCUUCUCAAGGAACUUUGGGAAUGUUUCACACAAGGCCGAUGUGUACAGCUUCGGGAUGCUGUUGCUGGAAAUUGUUGGAGGCAGGAAUAAUGUUGAUGUCACUACAACAGAUGGUACUGCCAAUCAGAUAUACUUUCCAGAGUGGAUCUAUAGCCUUUUUCGCAGGUCGAAGGAAGAACUAAGGUUUGAUAUCGAGGAGGAUGAGGAAGAUGGCAAGAUCAGGAAGAAGAUGGCAAUAGCAGGGCUGUGGUGCAUUCAGUGGAACCCAGUUGAUCGACCGCCAAUGAAGCUUGUGGUACAAAUGCUUGAAGGGGAAGUGGACCUUUUGAAACCACCUCCUAAUCCUGUUAGCUCCAAUCCUGAUGGUGGUGGUGUGAGUGUGACAAGAACUGCAGCUAUGAUGAAGUCGAAGCCAUUGCAGGAUUUGGAGAUCAUACCAGAAAUAGACUUUCGGCUCCGUCUUUGUUCCGCCGGCGACGGUGAAUCGAUCGCCGUUGAAUCCAUCUCAAUCCCUCUGCACUUUCCGCCGCACAAAACGAAGAAGCGGUGGCGGGACUUUUUCCAUUUGGACUCCAGCCAUCCCGCCGUCUUUCGUUCAAAGGUGGCCGCCCGCCGUCGCCGCGAGCUCAAACGGCUCGCUUCAGUUGGGUGGCUGAACACUGAUGCGAUGUCACUUGCUUUCAUCUCUAGCAUACAAAACUUGUGGCCUUUGUCGGUGCUCAAAUUCAAUGAUCUAAGAGCUUCUGAUGCUUUGGUCAAGGAGCUUUGUAUACCCGAAGGCACAAAAAGAUUUGUUUAUGCUGUCCGUGAUCCCAAGUCAGAUUCUGUUAUUUACAUUCUUUCUGUGCAGAAUUUGUCCGAACGAUCAGCUGCAGAUGUCGAGUGCCUUAUUAGGGAGGUCCGGCCUGAAGCUGUUAUCUCUCAGGUUGGGGAUCCAACUGUCCUUGAAACUCUUCUAGAAGAGAAUCAGUUGGCAGCUAACAAUGGUGAUUUGGUCCCCACUUCAUCAUUUGGUGUACUUAAACAAUGUUUCAUUCAGAAGAUCAAUAAGGAGAAGUAUGAAAGCAUAGCAGGCAACUUAGUGUUGAGGGAAAUAUUUGGGGUUGGUUUUCAUGCCCACAUUUGGACUGCCAAUAAGACUGCCAAAGAGAUUGGUUCAUCAUUCUUUGUACUUGAGGCACCCUGCACAAGAAACCUCACCAUGGCGGAUCCUACUCACGAAGCUGACAAACCAGGCACGGUUGAACGACUGGUCAGCAGCUUGAUCCCUCACCAGGCAGCUUCAAUUGUCUCCUCGAGUCCAAAAAGAUUACCCCUUUCUGAUGUCCAGUCGAAGAUGGUAAUGCUAUUGCGUUCCAACAUGGAUGCAGCUCUACCAAAGACAGGCUCUUCUGUUUCAGUGUCGAAAGGAAUCGAGCCAGAAACCACUUUCCUGGUGCCAGCAUUUGCUCAAUCCAUAUACCCAUUGCUUCUUGACCUGCAUAACAUAUUCAUGGAUCUCCCAUCAGUUGGAAAGGCGUUGAACUGUUCACAGAAGAUGCUUUAUGAUAUCAAUAGAGGGGAAAGUAUGGACACUCAAAUCGUAUCUGAAGUCUGCACCUUCCGGAUAGCCGUUGAAGGAUUAAGAAUUGCCCUAAACAAUGCUGGUCGUUUACCAAUGGGAAAAUUGAGGCAGCCUGAGAAAUCAAACUCCAACUUCUCAGAUCUCCCAGUUGAAGAGAAGUCUCAAGCACUCCUUGCUCAUGCUCUACAAAGCCAGAGUGAGAAAUUCAAGACCAUAGUAGCUGUAAUAGACGCCAGUUCCUUGGCCGGUCUCAGAAAACACUGGAACACUCCAUUACCUCUUGAAAUCAAAGGCCUAAUCGGACAACUCAUCACGGAUUGUAACUCUCGAGGGGAAGCUUCGAACCAGGAGGAUGACAACAAGAGAUGGUGGCUAUUCCCCAACAAACCGGUGGUAGCAGUUGGCGCUGGGGCGACAGCUGUUGUUGGAGUCUCGUCUCUUUCCAAAGUGGUCCCUGCAUCGACAUUCAUGAAGGUCGUGAGUUUCAAGUUCCCUGCUUCACUCAAGCUCGUGCUUACCCAAACCCAGAAGGUAAUGUCGUUCGGUUUGACCAAGAGCGGGCCAACCAAGGCAGCUGUCUCUGCCGAGAAGAUCCGAACAGUGGCCCAUGGGAUCAUAACCUCCGUCGAGAAGACCAGCGUUUCAGCCAUGAGAACGGCUUUCUACGAGAUAAUGAGGAAACGAAGAGUCAGGCCUAUCGGGUUCCUGCCUUGGGCUACAUUCGGAGGGAGCAUCAUGACCCUUUCUGGGUUGCUCAUGUGUGGAGAUGGGAUUGAAUGUGUUGCUGAAUCUUUCCCUUCGGCUCGUUCAAUUGCCAGCUUGGGACGUGGGAUUCGGAGCUUGAGGGAGGCAUCCCAGCAAGUGAGGGAGAGUGAUGGAGUUAGAAUACAGAGAUCUAUUGAGUCUUUGAUGUACAGACUGAAGAAAGUGACAGUACAAUAA
Linum tenue is the source of this 6633-nucleotide messenger RNA. NCBI's taxonomy places the organism in Eukaryota, Viridiplantae, Streptophyta, Magnoliopsida, Malpighiales, Linaceae. The record is from the annotation of a GenBank genome assembly.